AUGUCCGGCGAUGGUUCGCGGAAGCUUCGCUACAAGAACUCUGCUCUCAAGCCGGAAGAGCUGCGUCGUCGUCGAGAAGAAGAAGGUGUCCAGUUGCGGAAACAGAAACGGGAAGAGCAGUUGGCCAAGAAGCGAAAUGUCAACACAGAUCAAGAAGAAGACACUUCAGUGACGGAAGGUAUUUCUGUAUCUCCGGGGCAGCUUGAGAACAAGAUUGUGUCGGAAAUCCUGCCUGCUUUGAACUCCGACGACGUCCAAACGCAGAUCGAAGGGACGCGGAAGUUGAGAAAACUUCUUAGUCUGGAGCCGAAUCCGCCUAUUAACGAAGUGGUGCAAGCUGGAGCCGUCGGGAAACUCGUCGAAUUUCUCGGUAGAGAUGACUGCGAAACAUUACAGUUUGAAGCUUCAUGGUCACUGACAAAUAUUGCGUCGGGCAAUUCGCAACAAACCCGAGUUGUGGUCGAAUCAGGAGCUGUGCCGUUUUUUAUUCGUCAUUUGAACUUUUCACCGCACCCGGAGGUACAGGAACAGGCGAUUUGGGCUCUUGGGAACAUAGCUGGUGAUUCUGCAGAAUGUAGAGACUUGCGAGAACUGGUUCCUCGAUACGGGAGAGAAGAGUCCAUAAAUGACUUGCGACUGUCGAUGACGAGAAACGCUGUGUGGGCAAUUUCAAAUCUUUGCCGAGGAAAAUCACCACCUGCACCUUUUGAUAAAGUCGCUCAGUGUUUGCCGAUUUUGGCUCGGCUGCUGUUCAGUCCAGACCGGGAAACCUUAGCGGAUGUAUGCUGGGCCUUGUCCUACCUUUGCGACGGGCCGAACGAGAAAAUCCAAGCUGUUAUUGAUGCUGGGGUUUGUCGCCGACUCGUCGACCUUCUAAUGUAUGUCGAAAUUGCUGUGGCCCUCUUGACCAGAUUCCAAACGAACACAAAAGCACAUGUCCGUGCUAAGCGGCUUGCACCACAGUCGACGAAAUUCUUCGGACCCUUUGUAGCACUGACCGCUGCUGCACAGCCUUGUUUGCCUCGUUUGCAUCUCUUGAAUACUUGCCAUUGCAUUCCGCAGAGUGUGAUAGACGCCAGUGUUUUCCCAGUGCUAAUUGAAAUUUUAUCAAGCGGUGAUUUCCGCACCAAAAAAGAAGCGAUAUGGGCUAUUACAAAUGCGACUUCCGGAGGAACUCCGGAACAAAUUAUUUACCUAGUCGAGAUGGUGAGAUGGAUCCCUGUGAACAUUUUAAACUUUGAAUAUCUGGGGGCUGAAGAAAAGCUUGGUCUGAUUUUCCAGGGAUGCGUACCGCCUAUGUGCGAUUUGCUAGCGGUUAAUGACGCCAAAAUCGUCGAAGUAGCUUUGCACGGAUUGGAGAAUAUUCUCAAAAUCGGCGAACGCGACGCAACGCGAGCAGAUUACCACGGAAAUCCCUUCACUGGGCUGAUUGAAGAGUGCUAUGGUCUGGAGAAAAUUGAGUACUUACAAAGCCACGAAAACGAGGAGAUUUACAAGCGCGUGUACAGGAUAAUCAGUAAUUACUUCCACGGCGGUGACGACGAAGUAGACCUGGACCCGUCGACCAUGCCUUCUAGCACUACCGGAGGAACGCAAGAAAGCCAUUUCUCGUUUUGA
Messenger RNA from Notodromas monacha, 1617 nucleotides. The record is from the annotation of a GenBank genome assembly. NCBI's taxonomy places the organism in Eukaryota, Metazoa, Arthropoda, Ostracoda, Podocopida, Cyprididae.